Molecule: messenger RNA, 2410 nt
Organism: Brassicogethes aeneus
Lineage: Eukaryota; Metazoa; Arthropoda; Insecta; Coleoptera; Nitidulidae
Source: the annotation of a GenBank genome assembly
CCGGCAACCAAACUUGAUACAGUGAAAUUGCUACACCUUAAAACAAUAUGAUAAGAACAAUUUGUACCAAGUCGCAUAAUGAAUGUGGACAUUAUUUUGUGUGAAGUAUUAAAAGAUGGUGAAAAGUGUAUUGUCAUAAGUAGUAGCAUACUGCAUACUUUUCAUAUUACCUUAUCCACUCAGCAUCAGAUCGAGUUAUUGUUUUAGAAGAAAAUAAGGGUUUAUUUUGUUUUGAGAACUGUUGUUGUUAAAGUCCGCGUGUGCAACAAGCCCCCUCCCUUGCAUUUCGGCUUCGCCAUCCAUCAUGGUAUGUGACGUCAUGCGCGGUUAUUGGAACGCAGUUAGUCACGUGGUUAGUUAAUUGGGUGCUGUAGGCGUGUACUGUGCGUUGUGGUGCGGGGGGAAAAAAAGGAUCCCUAGUCCCCACCGUAAACUUGAGUUAUACACAGCAAACGUUUUAGAGCUCGGUAAAAAUUAAUGGUGAUGAGUUCGUUUUUAAUGAACCCAGUGGCGGGUGCUGGCUAUCAACAAAGCCAGCAUAUGCCCGUGGUGGAUCCGAAGUUUCCACCUAGUGAAGAGUACAGUCAGAACAGUUACAUACCCUCGUCCAGUGAUAAUUUUUAUUUGAACCAACAACAGCAUCAUCUGCAAUACGGUUACCAUAAUCACCACCAAGCGACGUCCUAUGGUUCCGCAGGAGUUCCUUUAUCGAAUACAGGGUAUGGAAGCUAUGGUAACUACUAUCACCAUCAGCUUCACCAUGCUCCCUCGUUGCAUUCGCACCAAAUUAGACCAUCCAUUCAAAUUCACGAUAACCAGCAGCCUUUGGUAAAUUGUGGACAGACUCCGGUAAGCAGUUCCUCGAACAUCCUACAAAAUUUAGCGGACAUUUCUCCUAAUGUUACCUCCCAACCAAGUGACGUGAACUCUAGUGUUUGUAGUCCUGGCAGUGCGGGACACGGGCAGGAAUCAAGGGGAUCACCUCCCGGCGGUCGCACUUUGCAGGAAUUGGGACUAAGGUUAGAAGACAACGGUUCCGACGAACCGGACGAUUUAGACGAUGGACAGGGUAGUUCUACGAAUAAUGAUGAAGAUGAAGAAGAUGACGAAUCCGGGGACAGACAAAUUUACCCAUGGAUGCGAAAAGUACACGUUGCAGGAGCCUUUUCGAAUUCGCAUGAUCCAGCUAAUGGCACAAAUGGUGGUUUUGCACCGGGUAUGGAACCUAAACGACAGCGUACUGCCUAUACCCGCCAUCAAAUCCUGGAGCUGGAAAAGGAAUUCCACUUUAACCGAUACCUUACGAGGCGACGGCGGAUAGAAAUCGCUCACACUCUAGUCCUGUCCGAGAGACAAAUAAAAAUUUGGUUUCAAAACCGUAGGAUGAAAUGGAAGAAAGACAACAAACUGCCAAACACGAAAAACGUCCGCAGAAAAACGAACCCUGCCGGCGUGACGACGACGGUGGCUGGCAACAAAACCGGGGGCGGUAAGAGUAGGGGGCAUAAAGGCGCCGCCGCCAGCAACAACAACGACAAACGAAAAAACAACAAUCGAGAUCUGGACGGGCUCGGCGAGAACAUGUUGGAUAUGACGCUGAGCGGGCACCAGCUGCCGCCCCAUUCGCACGCCCACCCCAUGCAGACGUCCCUGCACCACGGCGGCAUGAUGCAUCCGGACGCCGGGAUGCACAUAGGACAGCUGACGCCGCUUUCGGCGUCUCCCGGGUGCGGUCCCCUGCCCAACCCCCAGCCCGUUAUUAAGUCCGAUUAUGGACUUACUGCGUUGUAAUAGUGCCGCCGUCAUAGCCGCCGCUCAAUGCACUCAAAAUGUACAGUUUUUGAUGUAAUUUUAAAUGUGAGAAUUUUUAAAAACGCCGACAAUAUACCUGUUAUCAAAGAUUGAAUUGCGCCCACUGGUUUGGUUAAAAGGUUUGUGUUGGUGAAUAAGGAUUUUUGUUUCAAAUGGUGGAUUUUUAACGAUUAUGUAAGUAGACUAUUAUUUUCACGGACACUUAAAAGUUAUUCUAAAAGCAUUAUUAAUAAUUCAAUCUUUGAAGCCAACGAAAAAGUUAAACAAUGUGAAUUGAGAUAAUUACUAACAAACAAAUUGUUAGUAAUAUAUAUAAAUACUUGUGAUUCAUGUUAUACACUAGCGGACAUUAUUUUAAUAAAAAUUAUAUGAAAACUAACUAAUUUUUACACUAUUUCUUGGAUAAAUGAUUGUCGUCUUGUUCUGUAAUUCAACUAAAAACCACGUAAGUAGACAGAAUCGAUUAUAUAAAAAUGCAAAUAGGUUUUUACAACAUUAUGGUUAUUUUUCUACAUUUCAUCUACCAAAAUUAUAAUUUUAAUAAUGGUUUUUAGUUAAAUAAAUUUUGUGCCAUUUUUGAACUAGGGAUUGUUUUAUU